AUGCUUCGUGAUAUGUUUGUGCGGCGAAAAGCCAUUUUACAAUUGGCCUUCGCGUUGAUUGCGAUAAUUAUAGUAAUAAUUAACGCAAACAAACUUCUGAUCGCAUAUCACGUGAAUCGCUGCGAAUGGCCGGCCAGUGAUGAGCCCAUGAAUGCCACAAAAGUGAUGUUUUUGUCUGAUCUUCACUUACGGGUGGAUAAUAUGGAUACUAUUUUUGACAAUAAAUACCACGAAUGGAAAAUACCUCAAUAUGUGUUCAUUUUGGGCGAUGUGUUUGACAGCGGGAACACUGUUUCGGACACACAAUUCACAGCACUUGUCAAUAAAUUUCAUCAACAAUUUCCCACACAAAAGAGUGGCUCAAACACCGACUCGAUGCCAAUCGUAUACAUAAUUAACGGCAAUCACGACAUAGGCUUUCAUCCAUUCAUGACAUCCAAUAGUAAAUCACGUUUUGACCGCACAUUUCAUACCUCUUCGGCAAAACUCAUACAAAUAAAUGGCAUUAAUUUCGUUACAAUUAAUAGCGUAACAAUGGAGGGAGACUUUUGUCAACUUUGUUCACAAGCCGUACAACAAUUGCACACAAUUGGCCAACAAUUGAGUCAAAACAGAGUCGACAAAAGCGGACCAAUAGUUUUGACACAUUAUCCACUCUAUAGAAAGGAUGAGAGUCUCUGUGGUUAUGAUUUGGAUUCCAUACCUGAAGACCAGAAAUACACACCAAAUCGGCCCAAAUGGGACUGUUUGUCGGCCAAUGCAACGCAAUUCAUACUCAAAACAUUGAGACCUCGAUUGAUAGUCAACGGACACACACACUAUGGAUGUGUUAUACAACACACCGAUAGUCUCUACGAAUGGACUGUCGGCUCAUUUAACUGCAGGAAUACAUUAAAUCCGAGUGUAUUGUUGGCCACCAUAUCAUCCGAUAAAUACUCAAUCAAUAACAAUAUGAUCGUACAGUUAUGCGCGCAUACAGUAAUGGCCCGAUACUCGGGUACUUACCGGACCCUUGCCGUGCGGUUUGGUUUACAGUUGCCGGUGAGAGUUAUUGGUAGAGCUUGUAUGAGGUGUAUUGUACUGGCCGGCACUGUACUGGACUGUACUAAUGAAUAA
This is a messenger RNA of Medioppia subpectinata, 1116 nucleotides long. Lineage: Eukaryota; Metazoa; Arthropoda; Arachnida; Sarcoptiformes; Oppiidae. The record is from the annotation of a GenBank genome assembly.